Eimeria mitis is the source of this 1872-nucleotide messenger RNA. RefSeq names its product OSJNBb0049I21.6 protein, related. Gene Ontology annotation, biological process: DNA integration. NCBI's taxonomy places the organism in Eukaryota, Apicomplexa, Conoidasida, Eucoccidiorida, Eimeriidae. The coding region runs from base 1 to 1872 and encodes 623 amino acids. Gene Ontology annotation, molecular function: nucleic acid binding. The transcript has 6 exons. The record is from RefSeq and is a predicted model, not a curated record.
AUGCACCGCAUCGAACUCAUCCCCGGCUCAGCCCCAAGCUUUGUUCCACGGUACAGGCGACCCCCGCAGCUGGAAGAGGAAAUUGAGCGGCAGGCCGACGAACUUCUGAAAAAGGGCAAGGUUCAGCCGUCAACUAGCGCCUUCGGGCACAAUCCCGUGCUGGCGAAGAAAACAGACGGCAGGUGGCGCAUGUGCGUCGACUUCAAGCCCAUCAACAAGAUUACAGAGAAGCAGAAGUUUCCGAUGCCCAGAGUGGACGAAAUCCUUGACCGCUUACAGGGUUCAGCGGUAUACUCAGCAUUUGACUUCGCUGAGGCCUUCUUGCAGAUCCCUAUUCACCCAAAGGACAGGCACAAAACGGCGUUCCACACCCGCACUCGCAAGCUGGACUACACAUGUAUGCCCUUUGGCGUAGUGAAUGCACCUGCCAAACUGUACCGGCAAAUCAAUCACGACUUCCUGGAGCCAAUUGCCGAGGGGUGGAUGGUGAUAUACAUGGAUGAUGUGCUUGUGUUCAGCCGAAAUGUGCAGGAGCACCUGCAGCACCUCCGGCUGGUGUUUAGUGAAAGCGCGGAAGUGUUCGUUUUUCAUGCAAACAAUCAGUUUCUUAGGAAGAUCGAGGCGAUUCAGCGGUGGCCGCUACCGCUGUACACGCGGACGGACGUUCAGAAGUUCCUCGGCCUCGCCUCCUACUAUCGCAAUUUCAUUCCUGGGUUCGCUCGCAUUGCUGCCCCUCUAGCUGGUCUCCUCAAGAAGGAGAAGCAGUUUAUUUGGACGGAGAACGAGGAUGAAGCCGCCCGACGCCUCAUCGGGCACCUGACAUCAUCCCCGACCGAUCACCAAUCAUUGACACACCUGACGAAGAGUUUUCAAGACUAUGACAACGAAAGAGUUGUUCGGUGGCUUUCUCGGCUCACGCAGUAUGACUUCACCGUCAAGUAUAUCAAGGGUAUCACCAACGUGGUGGCCGACGCACUCUCCAGACGCCCUACAGGUCAUGGCGAGGUCAAUACAACGGUGGAGCGUGUCGCCAGGGAUCCGAAGUUCGUUAGCGCCUUCUGGCGCAGCCUCAUGCAACAGCUCGGCAUCAACCACAACAUGACCACCGCCAACCAUCCGGAGGCCGACGGCCAGACAGAACGGACUAACCGCACGCUGGUGCAGUAUUUGCGGCUUUACACCCAACAGAACACACCUAACUGGCUUGACUUUCUUGCUUGUGCAGAAUGGGUUUAUAACACUACUGUGCAUUCUUCCACUCGCAGCUCCCCGGCGUCCCUGGUCUACACCGAAACUCCACUCACCGAUCCGCCGCACGACCUAGCGGUUGGAAGCCAGACCCGACAGACUGUGGCUUUCGACUUCGGCACACAGCCUGCAGCAGCGAGGGAAUGCAUGCGCAAAGCACAGGAACGUCAGACCAGAAACUAUGAUAAACGACGUUCCGCACUCAGUUUCAACCCGGGCGACUUGGUUCUGGUGCAUUCGCACUCCCUCCGUAGCGCGCAGGAGGGCGAGCAACCCAAAACGUUCUCCACACGAUGGGUUGGAGCGUUUGCGGUCCGCUCUCGGGUCAACGCCUUGGCGUAUAUUAUCGAUUUACCCCCAACGUGGAGAUGUCACCACACUAUUCAUGUGGGCUUCUUGAAACAGUUUCGGGAGUCUCCCCGGUUUCCUCGCACUCUAGCGAGGAAACAGCAACAACGACCUAGCGAGCUUCGUUACGUCAAAUGGCCGGGCACACGCGAUCCCGAGUGGGUUUCGGAGGAUCGCUUACGGGAGGCGAUCCCGCCUGUACAGCUCAGUGCUCUCCUGGACCUCGCAUCGACUACACCUAGUGUGUGCAUGCAGGCAGGAUGCGGGAGUGGGUAA